Molecule: messenger RNA, 2376 nt
Organism: Cornus florida
Lineage: Eukaryota; Viridiplantae; Streptophyta; Magnoliopsida; Cornales; Cornaceae
Exons: 10
Coding region: 237-1697 (486 amino acids)
Source: RefSeq, a predicted model, not a curated record
UUCUCUCACUCUCUUCUUCAAGCAACGAACCAUUUUGCAACACACAUGCGUAUUACAUAGCCCUAAUAUAUAUAUAUAUAUAUAUAUAUAUAUGCACACACAACACAUAUACAUAUAGAGAGAGAAAGUGUCGUUGCAGAAUCGGCGAGAGAGGAGAUGGUUUCCGAAGGUGGAGUCAGAUCUAGGGCAAUUUUAACUGGGGUUUUCUUUGUAGAAUAAAGUAGAAAUCUUAAAAAAUGGCGACCGACACUGAUCAUCAUCAUCAUCACACUUAUUGCAACAACUGGUCACGUUCUGACUGCCUACCUUCAGACCCCCAACACCCUCAGGAAGUAUCCAUAUCUGAACUUAUUGAUCAUGGUUCAAUAUCUUUCGGAAGAUUUGCUGCGGAGUCACUUGCAUGGGAGAAAUGGUCAGUUUUUUCUCACAACAGGUAUCAGGAGGAAGUGGAGAAGUUCAAGGCCCCUGGUCUAGUUGCUCAGAAGAAGGCAUACUUUGAAGAAUAUUACAAAAAAAUCAGAGCCAUGAAGAAAAUGCAGGCAGAGCAACAAGAAACCAGCCACGAAUCAGAUCCUUGUCAAGAAGAACAAAGCACAAUUACAGAAGCAGAAAGCAGUGUCAGCAACAUUACCAAGGCAAAAGAGGAAAGGAAACCCAAUAAUGCUAGUCAAUUUAUAAUUCUGGAAACUGCCACUGUUACUGAUAAGGAGCCAUUUGGAGAAACUUCAGGUAAUAAUUUGUCUGUUACUGAGCAAGAGAGUAAUACCCGUGAUGGAAGUGUUAGCAAUGGGGAUGAAAUCUCCUCAUCCACCAUCAAACCAGAGCAUUUUGCUAACAAAAGUGUGCCAAAGGCAAAACCUACUCCAUCAGUUAAAAGGUUUUCAGGAACUACACGGCAAGAAAAUCUUUUCUCCAGCACACUUGGUGUGUACAAAUCAAUGGAUCAUGCACCUCUUAUGAAAGAUAAGACUGCUGCUUCAGCUAGAAAAGAAACAAAGGUGGAGUGCAGAACUAUGAAAAAUGCUGUUAAGCCAGCUGAGAAACCCAAUUCAUCUCUUGAUAGGGAUAUUACUAGCAAGAAAAAUGGUCUUGUUUCAAGCAAAAAAACUACAUCUAAGGUAGCAAGCAACAAGUCCACCACUGAUUCUUCAUAUAGAUCAAGUACUGAGGUACGGUCCAGUGUCACUAUUAUGAGAGAUUCUGUUUUAAAGGAUAAGCCAGCAUCUUCUUCUGCUAGUAUCAGAGGUGGUGUAGCAAAGGCAAAUAUGAAUUUCAAAGGCCUGGGAAACAAGAGCACUUCAAAGGAGAUCACUGUCACUGGUGCUGCAAGAAAAAUGGAUUUAGAGAAAAGGACCCGUGCUGGGGUUGCUGGGAAGUCUCUGGAGUUGAGCAGCUGUCAUGUGAUACCAAAGCGAGGACAAUCCGAGAAGCAGAAACUAAAAGCCAUGUCUGUGCCUGUUCAGAAUAAAUCAAGUCAAAAUUUUGGGAACGAAUUUGGGAGUAACAAAGUCAGAGGAAGACAUAAUGAGGUAAUUAAUGCUGGUAGUGGAAGAGUUCCAAAGCCUGCCUCAUAUUUGGCAUCAGGCACUAUCAAAGCUCCGAAUCAGAAACUGGAGCAUAAGGUUGGACCAUGGCAUUCUGUAGAUCUAACACACGCUCGAAGGGAACCCGGGCACAAGAUGCCAAGCUGGCGAUGAGAGUAAAAUCUGAUUAGAGUUCGGUGCUACUGUAACUGGUAAAGAGACUCUGCUGAAGGCCCUCUUAUGGCUUGCAAAAUGCAGCAAACCGGUGGUCCAAAAGGUAUAGCGGAUGCAAGAAAGCCGACUGGAAACGUCAUCAGAGUAGCUUGAGAAUCGAAGUAGAGAUACGUUACAAUUACCUUUACAAACAACAAUUGAUUUAUGAUGCUGAAGCUUAUACAGAAUAAAUUUGUAUAUGCUGCUUUGCUCGGUCGACAGCAAAUGAUGAACCAAGCAAAGGAACAAGGUCAGCUGUUAACGAAAGAAUUUAGUUCGGCACCAUCUUCCUCCAUAUCAGUCUCUCCAACUUUAUGUAUUUAACACAGUCCGUGUGAUUGGUGACCAUAAAACUGGUGCCACAUUAAUAACUGGUGCCACAGCAAUAUGUAAAUGUAGAUCGCUUGUCGUCCGAUUAUGAUUUCAUUUUAACCUAGCUCAUUUUUUUCUUCUUACAAAUUGAUUGGGAGAAAAUGAAAGAACAGUAUUACUUGGCCCAAUGAUAAAAGGUAUGUACUUUUUAACAGCACUUUAGAAGGUUGUAACUCUGAUUUAUGGAGCUGUAUUAACAUAAUAUAGUGACUUUAGAAGCUGCAUAUGGCAUUUGGAACGUCUUAUUGCAGUCUGUUGUUUGUAUGAA